UUUGUGGGUAAUAUACAUGGCGGAAAUCUGAAUCUGCUCUUGGAGAUACACUUAUUGCUUUAUCUCUUUACAAGUCAAACGAGUUGGAUUAACUUACGAUUUCCCGUGUUGUGCAAGUUAUUAAACAUCAGCGAAUUUAAGAGAAUGGCUGAAACGGGCUUAGAACAAGCUGGUGACGUGAAACAUGACAGCUCCUCGUCUCCUGGGAUCUCAGAUCAAGAGAAAGAGAUGGCCAUCAGUGCUUUUCAGGCCUUUAAGGCUGAAAGCUACGAAUCGUCUCUGAAACAGCUUAACUGCCUUCAGGAGUUAAACAAGGAGGAUUACAAGAUUGCAAUGAAUAAAGCUGUGACUGAUUUCUAUAAAAGUGGCCAGACAACAACCAGCACACUGAAGCAUACGUUACUGACCUUGAAGAAUCAGAUGCACACAGCUGUGGAUGACAUUGAUGGUUUGGAUGACGUCGAGAACAGUAUCCUCUACUACAACCAAGCGGUGAUUCAUUACCACUUGCGACAGUAUUCAGAAGCUUUAUCCAUCGGGGAGAAGCUCUACCAGUUUCUCGAACCUUUUGAAGAAAAGUUUGCUCAGGCUGUUUGUUUCCUGUUGGUGGAUCUUUAUCUGCUCACCUUCCAACCUGAAAAAGCCCUGCAUCUGCUGGCCAUGCUGGAGAAAGUGACUGUUAAAGAAGGAAACAACAAGAAUGGAAAAGGAGAGAGCUCCAACAGCACGAAUAAAGAAUCUGCAGCUCAGAAAGCAGAGUUCACAGCUUUGAUCGAGGCAGCCAAGUCAAAGAUGCAUCAGUAUAAAGUGCGAGCAUAUAUUCAGAUGAAGUCACUGAAAGCCUGCAAACGAGAAAUCAAAUCUGUGAUGAACACAUCUGGAAAUUCUCCACCCUCUCUUUUCCUGAAGAGUAACUUUGAGUAUUUGAGGGGAAAUUAUCGUAAAGCUGUAAAACUCCUCAACAGCUCAAACAUUGCAGAGCAUCCAGGGCCCUUGAAGACAGGGGAAUGUGUGAGGUGUAUGUUCUGGAAUAAUCUAGGCUGUAUUCAUUUUGCCAUGGGGAAACACAACCUGGGUCUGUUUUACUUCAAGAAAGCUCUUCAGGAGAACGACAACACAUGUGCUCAGAUUGGGGACGGCAGUAAUGGACAAGGAGCUAAAAAGUUUAUCGGCAUCCCCAUGUGCGCUCUGUUAGCCAAUAAGCGCUAUGAGCUGCUGUAUAACUGUGGCAUUCAGUUGCUUCAUAUCGGCCGGCCGUUGGCAGCAUUUGAGUGUCUGAUGGAGGCGGUGCAGGUGUAUCACUCCAACCCUCGACUGUGGCUCAGACUGGCAGAGUGCUGCGUCACAGCCAAUAAAGGGAGCUCAGAGCAAGAAACAAAAGGCUUGCCUAGUAAAAAGGGGAUUGUCCAGGCUGUUGUUGGCCAGGGCUACCACCGCAAGAUUGUCUUAGCAUCACAGUCCACACAAAACGCCAUCUACAGUGAGGGUCAGUCAGCAGCAAUCCCAGUGGCCAGUAUGGAGUUUGCAGCGAUCUGUCUACGAAACGCUUUACUCCUGCUGCCAGAGCACCUACAGCACGACAGCAAAUCAGACAACGGCUCCAAGACCUGCAGCCAAUCAGUCAGCACAGAGAGCUGCGGGGAGACCAGCGACACCUGCAGCGGAAAAACCCAGGAGGGAGACAAGUUCAUUCCUGCCGCCCCCUCGUCCCCCUUGAGAAAGCAAGAGGUGGAGAACCUCAGGUGCUCGAUUCUGGCCUGCAGUGCGUAUGUGGCUCUUGCUCUUGGGGACAACUUAAUGGCUCUUAACCACGCUGAAAAGCUCCUGCAUCAGACAAAGCUGUCAGGAUCGCUCAAGUUCCUGGGUCACCUAUAUGCUGCUGAAGCGCUGAUCUCACUUGACAGAAUCUCAGAUGCCAUAGCACAUCUCAACCCAGAGAACGUGACCGAUGUGUCGUUAGGUGUGUCACUCAGCGAACAAGACCAAGGUUCUGAUAAAGCUGAUCUGGAUCCUGUUGAGUCCUCAGGGAAGCAGACUCCGUUAUGUUACCCCAGCUCGGUGAGCUCUGCACGGGCCACGAUGCUCUUUAACCUGGGCAGUGCGUAUUGCUUGAGAAGCGAGUAUGAAAAAGCCCGCAAGUGCCUCCAUCAGGCUGCCUCAAUGGUGAACACGAAGGAGAUUCCUCCAGAAGCCAUUCUACUGGGUGUUUACUUAGAACUGCAAAAUGGAAACACACAGCAAGCCCUACAGAUCAUCAAACGGAAUCAGCUCCUCCCAUCCGUCAAGCCUGAAUCCUCACCCGACCUCCGCAAGAAACCAGCUCCCUUCCACUCAUCCCAGCCCGUACAGCCCAUACAGACACCCGCCCCCUUCACGCAAGUACAGCGCAAGUGAUGCACCGGAACAGCCCCCCUCUCUAAAAACAUGCAGAAACAUAUAUAAGAUAUUAUUUAUGAGGCUCCAGCAACUCAACAGAUGGAUGGAUUGAAAAACGCAUGUGGACUGGUUGUCGGUUAAAGACUGUUUUGUGUUUUGGGGUCUAUGAAAUGAUAAAUAAAUUUUAUUUACACUUAGUGGUGUGACGUUUAUGAGCGGUGCCACAUAAGCAUCACAUAUGAAGACCAGGUCUCCUGAAAGGAGAAUGACAUCAUGUGACUAUAUGACAACAAAAUCAAUGGAUCAAAGGUUACUUUCUUAUUAGCAUAAAAUCAUGAACACUUGUUUGACAUAAGUCCUAACAGAAAAUAUUAAAUUGUAAAAGAAUUACAUUUUCUUUUUUAACGUGUAAACGUUUCUCUUUUACUGGUGCAAACAGAUUGAAAUAAAUGUGCACUGAUAA
This is a messenger RNA of Triplophysa dalaica, 2839 nucleotides long. It is a transcript of the gene cnot10, whose product is annotated as CCR4-NOT transcription complex, subunit 10. Gene Ontology annotation, cellular component: CCR4-NOT complex. The transcript is spliced from 19 exons. Gene Ontology annotation, biological process: mRNA catabolic process; negative regulation of translation. Bases 145 to 2394 code for a protein of 749 amino acids. The record is from RefSeq and is a predicted model, not a curated record. NCBI's taxonomy places the organism in Eukaryota, Metazoa, Chordata, Actinopteri, Cypriniformes, Nemacheilidae. Gene Ontology annotation, molecular function: protein binding.